This is a messenger RNA of Saprolegnia parasitica CBS 223.65, 939 nucleotides long. RefSeq lists its product as hypothetical. Bases 1 to 939 code for a protein of 312 amino acids. NCBI's taxonomy places the organism in Eukaryota, Oomycota, Saprolegniomycetes, Saprolegniales, Saprolegniaceae. The transcript has a single exon. The record is from RefSeq and is a predicted model, not a curated record. Gene Ontology annotation, molecular function: protein binding.
AUGGUUCGCGUCGUGGCUACGCCGUACGGACUCGGUGCUCUCGAAGCAGACGCGGCGUCGACCGACGCCGUGCGAACUACUGUCAUGCUGCCGUGGGGCCGCAGCUACAUGCGUACUAGCGACGUGGCGCCGCGCCACCUCUUCCGCGCCACAUGCCUCACGUCCAAGGUGCGCCACUUUGACGUGGAGGUCGCGCUGGACUGCUCGCUUAACGACCUCCGGGCUUGCAUCAUCGAGGCGCUCGGCGAGCCCCUCUUUCCUGAGACCAUUUCGGUGCUGCAGCCUACUGUCGGUGGCCGGCAUAGGUUGACGGAUGGCAGCCCGUGUAUCUUUCGAUCGCUGCAGCCGCUGCUUGUGGUCAUUGCGCCACUACUGCAGCUCGGCAAGAUGGCGCUGGCACUGCAUUUGGACAUGCGACCCUACGACACCAGUACGCUCGAGCCACGCAAGAGCAUUCCCGCGUUCGAGACGCUUCAUGAUGUAUCGCCCCGGCUCACGCUGCCAUCCAUCGUGCAGGUUGCCCGUGGCGCGUGCGCAGUGGUCGCCAAAGACGCUCUGCGCUCCGGCGUCGUCUACUGGGAAGUGCGUCUCGACGAAACCGUGGGCGGCGACGGACUGUUUAUCGGCAUUGGCACGACCGACAUGCCGCUGAAUACAAGUGUGACGAGCACGGGCUUGUUUUAUGGCCUCGCCGUCGCCUCGGGCCAGAAAGUGCACAUGACCCCUGAGGCGUACGGCCCGAAAUGCGCCAACGGCGAUGUGCUCGGCGUCGAGUUUGACGUGGACCGGGGGACGCUGGGCUUUUACCGCAACCGCGUGUUUCUCGGCAUCGCCUUUCGCAAUGUCUUUGGCAAGACGCUGUGUGCGGCCUUUGGCACCUCGGGCGUCGGCCUUCGGUUCACGAUCCUUCCGCGGCGCACACCGCCGUCUCUACUAUAG